ACAGAGUAGUGUAGAAUAGUAAAGAUAAUAAUAGUGGUGGCGGUAUGAGGGACAAUUCAGAAUCCGUAGUCGGUUCUAUAUAAGAGUACCAGCUAUAUCAACCGGAGGAGACAUUCUCUCUUAGUAACCAGCCCGCUGAUGACCAAACAUUAAGGUCGUUGAGUACAAAAACCGCGUCGCCAAGUUGUGUGAUUAUCGCGUCACGAAGAAGAAGAGUCCAAAAAUAACCGGUAUAAUUGGAAAGAAAUCAUCUAGUGAGAAAAAAGAAAACUAGGAGAGACAAUAAGAGGAGCAGAAAAAAUUAACGAGAAGUGCGUGCUUUCAGAAAGAAACUACCGAGUCGAGUGUUCGAUCAAAAGGCAAGAAAAGUAUAUAUACGAGUGAAAGGGAAUCAGAAUUGUCGUAUUUCGACAGUCAUUGGUAGUGCGAGCAACGUAGUUACGAAGUAAAAGUGUUAACUCUCUCUGAAAUUGAAUUGUCGAAAACAAAUAGAAAAUCAAACAGAACAGAGUGAUAAGAUCUUUGCUGAUACAAGCAAAAAAUUACAAUUUCUUCGAACGCCUAAAAAUGGGUACUCUGCAGCAGCAGUCAAUCUUACAAGGUCAACACACAGGAAGGAAUCAGAAGAAAGAUUUAGUGCACGAAUUGUUCAGUCAUGCAGCAAAAUCCCAUCCAAAUCAAAUUGCGAUAUAUUAUGAAGAUGACACCGGACAGGAAUAUAAACUAUCUUUUAAAGAAUUGGAUAACAUCACUAAUCAGUUGGCACGAGCUUUACAAAAGUACGAAAAAUUCGAAACUACUUCUCAGUCUCUAAUAGCUGUCUGCAUGAAACCGUCGCAUCGACUUCCAACUAUAUUACUUAGUAUUCUAAAGGCAGGAAUGGCUUAUCUACCUUUGGACGUGGAAUUUCCCAUGUCUAGAGUGAAACACAUUCUCGAGGAAGCGCAACCAUUAAUAAUACUGGUUGAGGAAGGAGCGGAUUUAUCUAUCUAUGAAGGAGCUUUAAUCGUAACGUAUGAAAAACUUCUAAAAGAUACUAAACAAGAACAAGAAAAUACAUUACAAACCAAGGAGGAUUCGAAUCAACUUGCUAUCGUUCUCUAUACUUCUGGAAGCACAGGAGUUCCCAAAGGUGUGCUUAUACCUCAUACUACUCUAUUGAAUCGUCUACAAUGGCAAUGGAGGGAAUUUCCAUAUGCUGACGAUGAAGAACGAUGUGUUUUCAAAACUUCUCUUACUUUCGUCGACAGUGUUCCCGAAAUUUGGGGACCUCUUCUGCAAAGCCGUACCUUAGUAAUUGUGCCGAAAAAUGUAACUAAAGAUCCGGAAAAGUUCAUACCACUUUUAGAAAAGCAUCAGAUACAACGUUUAGUCCUUGUGCCAUCGUUGCUGCGUUCAUUGCUCAUGUAUUUAGAUUUGCGAGAUAAUAACAAUGUUCUCGGUCGCUUGAAACUCUGGAUCUGUUCCGGGGAAACCUUAUCGGUCGCAUUGGCCGAUCAAUUUUUUGCCACGUUUGACAAUAAGGAUAAGAUAUUAGCUAAUUUCUACGGUAGCACAGAAAUCAUGGGCGACGUUACAUAUUAUUUAUUAAAUAAACGGGCACAAUUACAAGGAAUGAAGAAAGUGCCAAUCGGAAAACCGAUUGACAACUGCAUAAUUUAUCUCGUAAACAAAGAUAUGCGACUGGUUCCCCAGGGAGAAGUUGGAGAAUUGAUAGUAGCUGGAAGAAAUCUUGCUGCGGGUUAUAUACGCGAACGAGAUACACAUAAAUUUUUGGACAACCCUUACGCCAUCGAUCCAGAAUAUUCAAAAAUCUUUCGUACGGGCGAUUACGCUAAAAUUGUUAAAGAGUCGAUAAUUUAUGAAGGACGAAUAGAUUCGCAGAUCAAGAUUAGAGGUCACCGUGUCGAUCUCACGGAAGUCGAAAAAGUGAUCACCAGAAUAUCUAAUAUCGAUAAAGUCGUGGUUCUUUGUCACAAACCUGGUGAACUAUCACAGGCAUUAGUAGCCUUCGUUACCAUUAUGGAUGGGACAAAUUUAUCCAGUUUGGAAAUCGAAGAUUUUCUUCAAAGGACGCUUGCGCCAUAUAUGUUACCACAAAUUUUUAUUGUUGAUCACAUACCUCUUCUAACCAAUGGAAAAACGGAUCGACAGACAUUAUUACAGAAAUAUGAAUCAUCUUACUCUAAUAAUGAAGACGACUUUUCUACGAAUUGCGAUUAUAGCGGCGUUCCAAAUCAAGAUCUUGCAAAAGCCUACAUCCUCUUUCCGACUAUCGCAUCUGUAAUCGGACGUAGUGGUCGAGUGUUGGUAACGUUACACUCGAAUUUUUACGAGCUUGGUGGAAAUUCCUUGAAUUCCAUUUAUACCGUGACCAAGUUAAGAGAUCAAGGUUAUCAAAUCAGUAUUACGGAUUUUAUUACCGCGAAAAAUUUAGCUGAUGUAUUAAACCGAAUGAAGCUCAUGUCAUCUGAUGAAGAACCUCUGAAAGAAAUCAUUGAUCAAAAGCCAUAUGUCUUUGAAUCAUUAAGUGAUUGCCAUAAGGAGGACGCGAUCGAAAUAAUCACAGAGAGCUUUUAUUCAAAAGCCGAUUUGGAACAGUGGUUAAUACCAGACAUAACAAAGGGUGACUAUCGGGAAUUAAUGGAAAUUAUGUGGGAGUUUUAUGUAGAAAAAGACCUUAGUUUUGUGAUAAAGUCGGCGCAGAGUAGCAAAAUAAUCGGAGUUGCUCUCAACUUUGAUCUUUGGGAUGAACCUGCAGUGGUACUAAAAUCUAAAUUAAUGAUCAUUUUUGAUUUUCUCGAGUAUGUGGAAGGACCGAUCAGAGAUUGCAAAUUACCAAAGAAUAAAGGUCAGAUAAUUCACAUUUCCAUGAUGGGGACAAACAUUGAUUUGAGUCCCGCGGAGAACGUGCUUGUAAUGAAACACAUGGAAGAAUAUUGUUUGCAACUCGCCAAACAAAAAGAGUACAUGGGAAUUUUUACCACAAAUACUAGUCCGCUCACACAGCAACUUGGUACGGACGUACUCGGUUAUGAAACAAUGCAGAUAUAUCAAGUGAAUAAAUACGAAACUCCCGAAGGAUAUAAACCUUUCGGUAAAGCUCCUGACAGUCAAGUAGUAAUUUGUGCAUUGAAGAUGAUCAACUAA
This is a messenger RNA of Atta colombica, 3150 nucleotides long. RefSeq names its product mycosubtilin synthase subunit C (gene e). The record is from RefSeq and is a predicted model, not a curated record. Lineage: Eukaryota; Metazoa; Arthropoda; Insecta; Hymenoptera; Formicidae. The coding region runs from base 568 to 3150 and encodes 860 amino acids. The transcript has 13 exons.